Molecule: messenger RNA, 2802 nt
Organism: Polyodon spathula (Mississippi paddlefish)
Lineage: Eukaryota; Metazoa; Chordata; Actinopteri; Acipenseriformes; Polyodontidae
Product: free fatty acid receptor 2-like
Exons: 3
Coding region: 187-1146 (319 amino acids)
Biological process (GO): G protein-coupled receptor signaling pathway; cellular response to fatty acid
Cellular component (GO): plasma membrane
Molecular function (GO): G protein-coupled receptor activity
Source: RefSeq, a predicted model, not a curated record
CGAAUGUUUAGCUUUAUCAAAAGAAGCAUCCAGCUGCUUUUCAAUUAUUUCUACCUCUAAUAUAGCUGUGAGCAGUCCUGUUAGAAGCGGUUGGCUGCACUUACUACAAAUGGUUACUGCAUUAUGGAUUAUUUAGGGUGUAGAAACUUCUUUGUUCUCCAGUAGCCAUUUUCACACCAAACAACAAUGGCUCUGACACCACACAGUCAGCUUAUCCUGUCUGUUUAUAUUGUGACCUUCGUGAUGGGGUUACCCGCCAACAUCCUGGCCUUUUACACCUUCAGCGUGAAAGUCCGCAGCAAACCGACUCCCAUUGACGUCUUCCUUCUCAACCUGACCGUUUCGGAUCUCAUCUUUCUUCUCUUCCUGCCUUUCCGGAUGGUCGAGGUCUGCCAAGACAUGCUUUGGGUGCUUCCUUACUUCCUGUGCCCUUUGAGCGGCUUUAUAUUCUACUCCACCAUCUACAUCAGCAUCUUUUUUCUAAUGGGGAUCAGCGUGGAGCGAUACCUUGGGGUGGCCUACCCUAUCAAGUACAAGAUUAAUCACAAGCCUAUGUACGCCAUCAUGGCAAGCGUGUUUUUCUGGGUCAUAUCGACCGCUCACUGCAGCAUCAUCUACAUUGUCCAGUACCAGAAACCAGGGAAUGGGACUCAGAAUGUAUCCAUUUGUUAUGAGUAUUUCACAAAAGAGCAACUUAAUAUACUUCUACCAGUCCGCUUCGAAAUGUUCGUUGUCCUCUUUUGCAUCCCCUUCCUCAUCACCUCCUUCUGCUACAUCAGUUUCAUCCGGAUCCUUACCACCCUGCCGAACAUCAGCCGUAGAAGGAAGCAGAGAGCCAUCGGGUUGGCUCUGGGAACGCUGCUGGUCUUCAUCCUCUGCUUCUGCCCUUAUAACCUCUCCCACGUGGUGGGGUUUGUGAAAUGGCAAAGUCCCACGUGGCGCGUGGACGCUCUGCUUCUCAGCACCUUCAACGCCUGCUUGGAUCCCAUCAUCUUCUACUUUUCCUCAGCUGAAGUUCAGAACAGUGUCAGAAACUGUAUAUCAGGGAUCCUAGGAAGGAUACGAGCUACCGAUCUUUGUAAAAUACUUUAUCCUGCGGUGUACACAGUUAACGGGCAGAUGGAGAGCAGCUCUAACAAUUUGUGAUGGGCCACCCUGCCAUUUGAGUAUGUGUUCUUGACUUUUGCUCUACGAUGGAAGCCUGAUUUUUGGAGCAAGUUUUCUGUGUCUAUAGCUCUUGCAAUUUUUGGCUAUUGAUAGAUUUGGGACAAUGGGAUUUUAUUAUGCAUUCAUAAAUGUCUACUGCACAUCCUUCUUCAGUGCCCUUUAUGGCAGCCUUCAAAUCAGUAAAUACACAGCUUUGUGGGUUUAUGCUGUACCGUAUCUGAAGCUGAAUAUUUCAGUAUUCAUUGACAACAAUCUACCUCUUCAGUGUAAGAAGGUUUAUUUAAUACUGCCCUGUUGUAACCUUGUUUGGGGAGAGCUAGGGAACUGCGUGGAAGUGUAUGCACGGAUUCUUUUUCCAUUAUCAAAAUGUUUAGAUUUCUCAAAAGAAGCAUCCAGCUGCUUUUCAAUUAUUUGUAGCUCUAGUACAGCUGUUAGGAGUCCUGUUAGAAGAGGCUGGCUGUACUUCCGAGAAGUGGUUACUGUAUAUGGAUUAUUUAAGAACAUCUGCUUGCAGAAACGUCCUUGUUCUUCAGUAGCCAUUUUCACAUCAAAUGACAAUGGCUCUGACAUCCCUUCAACAGCUUAUCCUGUCUGUUUAUAUCGUGACUUUUGUGAUGGGGUUACCCGCCAACAUCCUGGCCUUUUUCACCUUUGGGUGUUUCCGUACUCCUGUGCCCUUUGAGCAGCUUUAUAUUCUACUCCACCAUCUACCUGAGCACAUUCCUUCUAAUGGGGGUCAGUGUGGAGCGAUACCUUGGGUUGGCCUACCCUGUCAAGCACAAGAUGAACCGCAAGCCCAUGUACACUGCCUGGGUGAGCAUUUUCUUCUGGGUCAUAUCGACCACUCACUGCAGCACCUUCGACACCUGCUUUGAUCCCAUCAUCUUUUAUUUUUUCGCGUCUGAAGUUCAGAACGGUGUCAGAAACUGCAUAUCAGGGAUCCUAGGAAGGAUACGAGCUAUCAAAUGUUGUAAAAUACUUUGUCCUGCGGUGUACACAGUUAACAAGCAAAUGGAGAGCAGCUCUAGCAACUUGUGAUGGGUCACCCUGCCAUUGGAGUAUGUGUUCUUGACUUUUGCUGUACGAUGCAAGCUUGAUUUUUAGAGCAAGUCUUCUGUGACUGUAGCUCUUGUAAUUUUUGGCUGUUGAUACAUUUAGAAAAAAUUGGAUUUUAUUAUGCAUUCAUAGACGUCUAUUGCACAUCCUUCUUCAGUGGAAUUAUUGCCCUAUACCAUACCCAAUUUCUUUGCAGCUCAAGUUGUUCAACAGAAGGUACACAAAAGAACUGAGACUUAUUGGGAGGUACUUAAUAAAACUACUGAAUAACUCACUCAAGCUUUCCUUUUCACCCAAACCCACCUUGCUCAGCAGUGUCCAGUUGUUAUACGGCUAUGGCCAAAAGUUUUGCAUUGCCCGAUAGAAUAAACUCAUUUUGGUUCAUCAAGUCAAAAUGAAACUUACUGAAUAAUUUUACUUUAACAUAUUGAAUUGUAUACUGCUUUGCAUCUUAAUAUAUACUUAAUGAAAAACUGACACAAAUUAAAAAUCUAAUCACAAAAUGCCACUGUUCUACUAUUAUGGCUUCUGGUAGACUUGUGCAAUAUAAUUCUCAUACAUGAUGUUAAAUAAAAGUUA